Molecule: messenger RNA, 1779 nt
Organism: Klebsormidium nitens
Lineage: Eukaryota; Viridiplantae; Streptophyta; Klebsormidiophyceae; Klebsormidiales; Klebsormidiaceae
Source: the annotation of a GenBank genome assembly
GGAGGGUUGCUUAAUUGGCUCCAGCAGCACAACAACGACGCAGGACUGCUAUCUCUGUGCGGAAGAGUGGCGGGAGGCGUCGGCUGCAAAGACAGAACAGCACUUUUUAGGGCCCUGGGCCUGAGGUCAAAAUUUGGGUCUGAUACUGGCACUGUUGCUGGGAGGUUGCUGGUUGCUGAAAACUGAACAAUGCAUGGCAGCCUCGAUUGGCGGCCUCCAAGGUUGCACAGCAAGACACUAAGAGAUACUGUAAAGCGAAGGUAUCAGUGAAACAUCACAGUGUGGUUUGAUGUUUUCCCAAUGCGCGAGCUUUCAGCUUCGCUGAUGGAGCACAGGGGAGCAAAUUAUGAGAAGGAUCUAGAAGCUGAGGAAGCCAAAUUGAGGCAGAGCUGGUAACACCAUAAGCAUCUUGGGCAGCAUUGCAAACCUAAAGCAGGGUGCUGCUGCCGUUCUCUGCGAUGCAAGACAGAGGAGUACUGGCCUUGUCACUGCCGACAACCGCUCAAAAGAGACUGCGCAGUUGGCUUGUGCUACCUUGGGGUCUACUGUCGUUAGUCAAGAUACUGGUAUAGGCUUCUAUUCUCUUGAAGGUAGUCAAAUGGCAAGUGCGGCUCAUGAUGCAGCACAGCUUUACAAAACUGCCUCGCGGCAUGACUUGCAGGAGAACUCUGAGCACCGAAAGAAGGAGGUUCGGACGGCGGCAGACGUGUUUGCGGACAGAGCCCCGUCCGUAAUUGACAUGGACCUGCUCUGGAAGCUGCAGGCAGACCACUACAAGGAGUUUGCAAGCCGCUUGCACGAUGGGGAUGCGGACAACCCUCAGGCGACUGUCCAGAAUGCGCCUGACCAGCUGUAUGGCGGUCAGGAUGCAUUGAAUUUGGGGGCGAGGUCAGGGGAGCAAGCUAGAGUAGGACGAGAACUGAAUGGCGGAACUGGUGGGAGCAUCAGCACGUUUGGGAAAGAGGAGGGAACAGAGCGAGCAGGGCCCUCAAGGAAGAGCGUUCGGAGGGCCAAGAAGCGAAUGUUAGAAUCAGGACUCUUGAGCAGAGAGUUGCCUGCGGACCCAGGGUCUUGUGAGCCAUCACUAGGGGAAAGUCUAGGAGCAGCAGGGGACUCUGUAAGGUCCAAAAUUGAGAGGAGAAGAGACGCCGAGCUUGAGCCCUCCCCAAAAUCAAUCCAAAAGCAGGCAGAAGGACCAGGACCCCCGCAGAAGCAGGGUGGUGUUAAAUUGGUUGCGUCUGAAACAAGGAGAAAUGCACCAGCUGAAGUUGCACAGAACCAGCGGAGGCGGGAGGAAGUCUCAGGAGAAGGAGAGGGCCCCGGUGUUGCCAAGUCCCCCGGACAGCCAUCAAAGGUACUUUACGUCAAGAAUUUGGACAGAAGUGUGAUCAAGGGCGACCUACUAGCGCUUUUCCUCCCUUUCCAAAGAACCGGCGCUCCCUCCGUUUCGAUUCGUCUGAUGCAAAGGGGCCGGAUGAAAGGGCAAGCGUUCAUCACGUUCCCAGACCUCCCGACAGCCCGCGAAGCUCUGGAGGCUACCAACGGCCUCGUGAUCAUAGGAAGACCCCUUAUCGUCGAAUUUGGUCGCAAUCCAGGCUAGGCGUUGACGGGAAGGUCCUCCGCGUAAUCAGGUUGCUGCAGACCCGCAUCAGUGGCGCCGUGAAUGCUCCCAUGCUCCUUUCAAGGGAGCGGUCUUUGACCAGCCGACGGAUCUCUAUGGAAGGCCAGACGGCCAUGCCCGUAGUGCUUUGGUUCACUGUGUGUUUGGAAAUAAGCAGA